Messenger RNA from Anastrepha ludens (Mexican fruit fly), 2590 nucleotides. RefSeq names its product zinc finger protein 892. Gene Ontology annotation, molecular function: RNA polymerase II transcription regulatory region sequence-specific DNA binding; zinc ion binding; DNA-binding transcription factor activity, RNA polymerase II-specific. The transcript has 5 exons. Bases 161 to 2431 code for a protein of 756 amino acids. Gene Ontology annotation, cellular component: nucleus. NCBI's taxonomy places the organism in Eukaryota, Metazoa, Arthropoda, Insecta, Diptera, Tephritidae. The record is from RefSeq and is a predicted model, not a curated record. Gene Ontology annotation, biological process: regulation of transcription by RNA polymerase II.
UUGUGAGAGUACGCUUUUGUCGCAAAUUUGUGUAUUUUCAAUAGUUCCUAAUUUUGAUUGUAUUUUUGUGGGCAUUUUGUACUUUGUGAAGAUUUUUAAAUAAAUGUGCUGCCUAUAAGUUUUUGUACUAUUAAAAGAACUAGCAUUUGUAAAUUGUGCAAUGGCCUGUUUGUUAUGCCUUGAAGAUGGCACAAUGCCGGCACAGCGUUUCAUUGAUAUUUUCUCUGAUGAAGGUUGCAAAUUAAAUGUCUGCAGCAUAAUUGCUAAGCAUCUCUGGUUAAAACCGGAGAGAGAUAUAUUUUCGGGUCAACGCCUGUGUUGGACCUGCUGGGAAGCUUUGCGUGAUUUCCAUAUAUUCUAUCAACGUGUGGCCGAGGUGCACAAUCGUGCAGAUUGGAAGACUCCCUUUGGCCGUAUUGAGCAAGAGCAAGAGAACGAUCCAUUGCCUCAAGAAAUCCAGCUUAAAUCGGAAGAUGGUACCGUUUCCGAAGAAAAGUUGCAAAAUUCUGUUGAAGAGGGAGGAAAUUUAUUCGACUCAGAAGUAAAAUUGGAGGUUUAUGAUUUAGAUUUAUUACCACAAAUCGAAAUCAUUGAAGAAAACACUACAAUAAGUGAAAGAGCUCAACGAGCAAAACGUCGUGGGCGUCCACCCAAAGAUACCAGUGCAAAACCAUCAACAACUAAACGUAUCAAACGAGAAUCGUCACCGCUGCCACUUGCCAAUGAUGAUGACUCUGAAACCGAAUUGCCUUUAUCUGUCUUAUUUAAUGCAGGCAUCAAGACAGAUAACAGCGAGGAUAUCAAGCGCACGACUGAAGUUACACCCGAAAAAGAGGAGACAAAAACCGAUAAGGAAGUGACAUCUACCCCCAACCCUGAAACACAAAAAAGACGACGUGGUAGGCCGAGAAAAGUACGAAGCGAAGAAGAGACACCUUUAAAGAUCAUGAAGCUCAAGGAUAAGGAAAAAUUUGACAACAAAGAUAAUACCCAAUCAGAAAUAAAAACUGAACAGCCUAUAUUGAAUAGUGACGAAGAUGAUGACGGCAAUGACCAUGACUUCAGCGCUGCCGUCGGUGGUUGCUCUGGAACAGAAGACAGCAUGGACUCCAGUAGCGAAAAUACAGACUCUGGUGAAAGUCUGCCUGACUUCGAACCAAAGCCACAGUAUGCGGUUAUUCCGAAAAAAAAAGUUGUUAAGCCGAAAAAGUAUCGUAAGCGUCCGAAACCGCUUGUGCCCCCUAAACGAAUGUCACGAGAAGAGAUUGAAGCUAAGCGGGCACAACAAGAUGAGUACGAUAGAGUAAUUAGGCAAUUUUUUGGACGAUUUGCUUGCCCGAAGUGCGAGCUGUUGGUACAAAAUUUUGCUGAAAUACGUGGCCAUUUUCGAGCUUCGCAUAACGAGGAUCCGGGAUAUAUGAUGUGUUGCGGACGUAAAUUUCCCCAAAGAAAAGCAUUAGCCGAACACAUAUAUUUACAUUGGAAUCCAGAGCAUUUCAAAUGCACAACAUGUGGUAGGCUUUUCACUGACAGUCGUAACCUGGAGCAACAUGAAGAGGCGCAUGUUAAUCCGCCAGAACCAAAAGAGCGGAAAAUGUUCCAGUGUGACAAGUGUCCGAAAGUAUUUACAACAAAGGCUGCAUUUGAGCACCAUUCCUUUUCAAAGCAUGUGCCCAAGUCCGAGUUUAAAUUUUCAUGUACGCAAUGCAAUAAAAAACUUCCGACACAGCGAAAACUUAAAGACCACAUGAAAUACAAUCAUGAUCCGGAAAGCACAAUCAUAUGCGACAAAUGCGGUAAACAGGUGCGCACUCAGUACUUGAAGAAACACCAUCAGCUGGAGCAUUCGGAGCAACCACGUCCAGUUCCACAACCAAUGCAGUGUCAAAUAUGUGGCACUUGGUUGCGACAUAUGUCUGGCCUUAAACAACAUAUGAAAUCAAUUCAUGAGGAUCCCGGCGGUGAACAUCGUUGUCAGAUUUGUAAUAAAGUUUCGACAACGGCACGCGCGCUCAGGCGUCAUGUUUACCUCAACCAUGAAUGUGAACGAAAGUUCAAAUGUACCAUGUGUGAAAAGGCCUUCAAACGGCCGCAAGACCUUAGAGAACAUACCUCGACACAUACCGGUGAAGUGUUAUACACCUGCCCCAAUUGCCCAAUGACUUUCUUCUCCAAUGCUAAUAUGUAUAAGCAUCGACAGAGAUUGCAUCGUGCUGAAUGGGAAGCUGACAGAAAAAAACCUAGACAUAUAGCAAAUAUUAUGGCUCAGGCUAUGGGUGCAACAGCUGCUUUAAAAGCAAAGCAGGCAGUAGGGGCUACAUCAGCUUUCUUCGCACAAAAAAUUAACACUAGUGGCAGCACGGUUAGCGCAGAAAGAAUUAUCCCCAAUCCGGAACCCAUGCAACAUAAUCUACAAAUGACUAUACAGUAGGAUAAAGCAAUGAGAUUUAAAAAAUGUAUUACUAUCACCAGAAAUAUUUAGAUCUAGUAAAGUAAAUUUAAGUCAAUCCCAAGGUUUUGAACUUGGCUAGUUAUUAAUAAACUGUAUGAGUAUGUGUACAUAUAAAUAAAUACAUGCUUCAAAAGAGUA